This is a messenger RNA of Ictalurus furcatus (blue catfish), 2493 nucleotides long. RefSeq names its product ELMO/CED-12 domain containing 1 (gene elmod1). The record is from RefSeq and is a predicted model, not a curated record. Gene Ontology annotation, molecular function: GTPase activator activity. Lineage: Eukaryota; Metazoa; Chordata; Actinopteri; Siluriformes; Ictaluridae. The transcript is spliced from 10 exons. Bases 547 to 1530 code for a protein of 327 amino acids.
UUUCAUUUCACUCGUGCCGACAAUGCGGCUUAUUUAAACAUUUGUGCUUUUGUUGUUGUUGUUAGACCGUGGUAUGCCUUGGUUUGGUUAUGCGCGAGAAUGUGCGUCGUCUAAUACAAUCUAAGAUGAGAUAAUGAGCUCGAGGAGCGUCUUCAUUGGGUUGAGUGAUGAGAAAACCUACACAGAUAACGUAUAAACUAAUAGAUAUGUGCAGGCUAAUAUACAGUAUAGGGCCGUUUCAAUAUCAGACGAAUCGAUUAAGCAGUGCUUGCUAAAGGGGCACGUCUCAAUCCGACCAAUCGGUUCCUCGAGGAUGCAUAUUAGAGCAUAGUCGUGACAUGUCUAUUAACGGGGACACAGCAACGAGGAAUGUAGAUGUUGCUCAUAACGUUGCAUUAGCAUGUAAUACUGUAUCUGAUUUACCUGCUUGUUUACAGAUUAGUGUUUGAAUUAUUGCAGCAUUAUUGUUUGUUUGUUUUUUGUUUUUUUGUCGGAUCUGUUGCGCAGGUGUUACAGCGGAUGAAUCUGGGACACUAAACAGUCGCCAUGAAGCAUUUUCUAAGGGUGCUGACCCAGUUCCUGGUGUUUCUGUACUGCAAAUGUUUGUGGCGAGGUUUGAAGUUUAUCUUCAGGAAGGUGACAGGACGAUGUGAGCUGCAGCGGAUCUGCUACAACAACAAGCCUGGUGCCCGCCGAACCCUCAAGAUCGAAUCCUCACUCAAAUGUUCUAAAAGUGAGCUUCUGCAGAAUGCUCUCAGUGUUCAUCCAGAUGCUGUUGAGAAGACCAUAGAUGACAUCAUGGCCCUGAAAAAGAUCAACCCUGACACAAAUCCACAGCUGGCCAUCUCUCUGCAGGCGAGCCUCUUCCAGAUAGUGGGCUACAGGAACCUGGUGCUGGAGGUGGAGAAGCUGCGCAGGGAGCCAUACGACUGCGAAAAUCCAGAUCAUGAAGAGAUGCUUAUGAAGCUGUGGAAGACGCUUCGUCCUGAUUCUGCCCUCACUGGCCGCAUCUCUAAACAGUGGUGUGAAAUUGGCUUCCAAGGCAGUGACCCCAAAACAGACUUUAGGGGCAUGGGGUUAUUGGGUUUGCACAACCUACUGUAUUUUGCCGAGCACGACAAGGCUGCUGCUCUCCAAGUGCUGCACGACUCUCUGCAGCCCAAACACAGUAAGAUGAGCAAAGCUGACUGGGAGAAGCAGAAAUUCGACAAAGCUAUCGGAUACUCCUUUGCCAUUGUCGGCAUCAACAUCACGGACCUGGCCUACUCCCUGCUGGUGAGCGGAGCUCUGAAGACUCAUCUGUACAACGUGGCACCUGAGAUGCCCAGCCUGAUUCACUUCCAGCAAACCUUCUGUUAUCUGAUGCAGGAGUUCCACCGGUUCUGGAUCGAGGAGGACCCAUGUGACAUCAUGGAGUUUAACCGAGUGCGCGCCAAAUUCCACAAGCACGUCCUGAAGCAGCUGAAAAAUCCCGACAUGGCACUGUGCCCUCAUUUCACCGCCUCCGACCUUCACCUGGUCAACCUGUAGCUCCUCACCUCAUCCCUCAUCUCUGACCUCUUACCAUUCUUCACUAUGUCUAAGCUUUCUGUCAUCACUGCCGACUGGAUGGAGCUGUUUUUGUUCACACACAUGAACACAUGAAGUCAGUAUUUAUGGCUGCGCUGCUCUCUCUGUCAGACAUUUAGUAAGCUCACAUCACCAGCAUCACUGAAGACCACGGUGAAUGUACACGUGCACAACGUUAUCUCUACUGAAUUUAGCACACCCUCACUGACUUGCAGUUCAGACGCAUGUAACGCUGCAACAUCCAAUUUCGAAUCUGAUCGGAUGAUGUGAAUAUAGGCUGCCAAUAUUGCUGAUGGAGAUUCAGCCAAAGGGACGUGUUUGAGGUAAGGUAAAGUCAAUGAGGGCUUGUUAAAACAGUAUUGGAACACAUCCUGUUGCAAAGACAUUUAUUUCCUUUGCACUGGACACAGCAUUGACACUGUAAUCUUUUUAAUAUUUGGUUUUAAAGGAAAAAUCCACCCUGAAUGACUUACAUAUUAGUCUUUAUGAUUAAUGGGACCUUUAAUGUCAUCCAAGAUUUAUUUUACAAUGAAAUUAUGAGUUGGCUUUUUUGAGUUUAAAACUUCUUCCAUUGACUUGUUAGUCUGUUUUCGCUUUGGUGAAUGGUUUCCUACGUUACCUCAUAGCGGUGCAGUCAGAUUUGAUUAGAUUCAGCCCUUUCUUCAUCUCUACCUAAAGAGAGCGAUGCAGCAGUGCUUUAGUCCUUUUGUAUUACAUAGUAGUUUUGUUUACAGUGAAAGUUGAACCUACAAGGGAGUAGUAUUUAUUUAAGCUUUAACUUAUAACUUAAGGUUAGGGUAACACUACUUCACUUAGUGCAACUCUUAAUUAUUUUUAGUCGUGCAUAAACUUGAACAUAGUGGUCAUUUAUGUACAAACUAGUCUAUGACAGCACUUAUGUUUACUUUCUUAUUAAUACCAAUA